UUCUUUCUGUAGACUAAUACACGGACCCAAGAUUUGUGAACCCGUCAAAUUUGAUGUCCCAAAACAGCCAGAUAAUGUUCAAAUAUCCAUGAGAGCCGGACAAACCAAGGAACUGGAGGUCAAUUGUUCAUUCAGGUUGGAUUUCCCAAUUCCUCGUAGAAAAGAGAACGUUCCUCCACAAGUAGGAGUACAACACGGUGCAACAAGUUUACCGGCGCAGCAGACAUCAGAUGAAACCUUACGGAUCAAUCCAGCUCGAGAGAGGGACUUUGAUGACAUUCUAGAAACCGUUGCAGAAAAGGUUGCCUCACGUCAAGAUAUACAUGAUUUGGGAAAGGCUCUUGGCUUUGGACCAGAGGAUAUCGACCGUUAUGUUGAGGAGAACAAGAAAGAGACAGGCGUGUCGUGCAUGGGAACUCUUUCAAUGCUCCGUAAGUGGAGAAAAAAGCAAACAAAGAAUACAGAGCUGAAAGCCUUGCAGACUGCUCUAGAAGAGGCUGGUGAAACCCGUCUCGCUGAUGAACUAUUUGGUGAAUGAUUGAAUGGACCUCAUGAUUUUUGUGAACUAUGAACUAUGUUGUUCAAUGGAGGAUUAGAUAGAGGCAGUCAGUUGGCAGGUCCUCAAAAAGUAGCUUCUUUUAUCCUAGUGAUAUUCAUGAUUAGAGGGUGUUUGCAUUAUGUUCAUGCAUUAUUUUAAUUAUUUCAAGUUGUUGUUUUACACUUAAUUUCUGUUUGAGCCAGAAUGAUCUUUAGAUUAUGAUAAAGCUAAAGAUCUUAGCUUUAAUAUGAUAUUAGUUUUAUAAGAAGAAGUAUUUUAGAUGGGUCACCAGCCAGCUUUUCAUAGGCCAAGUACAUUUAGCAGCUUAUUAAACAAGAAUACUUCACUCCGAUUUGUCAAAGAGACCACACACCCACGCAAAUUCCAACGUUUCCACACUGGUCAUCUGCAAGGUCACACGCACAAUGUGGUUACCUCUUCGAAUUACCCGCGCCUGUUGUUUUAAAAACAUUAUUCACCCAAUAAGAACUCUGGAUUUUAUGCUACUCAGAAAUUCCAGAAAUUUCCUCUCGUAUCUUGAUGGAAAAAGUUUGGUGCUGACCCAUCUAAGAGGUGCCACAUACAGAAGAAGAAAAUUCCGUUUGAGGCAUCUAUUCAGGCCUGAAAUUCACUUAUCAAAUCAUUUUAUUCAAAAGAAACGACCAAUAUAAAAGAGUAACAUUUACCCUUUCCUAUGGUACAAGAAUAAUCAAUAUUAUUUGAAUAGAAAGAGGUUAAAUUCUUUGAGAUUUGAAGUCUCACAAUUCACGAGAUUGUGCAGGAAUACCUUGCUCAAUUGCUUACUAGCAUAGGGAAAGAAACAGAUAGAAUGAGAGAAAGAUAAACAAGAUGAGUUUAAUAUGACGUUUGUAGCUGAGAAGGGGUGUGCGAACAUGCACGGAUGAGGAUGUGUCUGUGUGUGUAAGAUCAAAUGUUAUUGAUUCGUUGCGUUUAUUGGAGUAUGUGUGUGUGAGGGUGUGUGCGGGUAAGUGUGUGUGUAAUUGACGCAGCUGAUUGCAAGGUGUUUAUUUGCAUUUUAUGAAUAUUGUAUCAUAGAGUCAAUGCAGUUCAUUGAAAUAAUCUGAUCUGAAGUUUUUUAAUAUGUAUUUGGUUAUGUUAACGAAAUUCUUGGAAACUCAUUAAUUCAUGAUUUAUGUACUGUAUUUCAAAAUGAUGAAAUACACAUUUUUAAUUAUUUUCUUAUUUGGAUAUGUACUAAAAUUUGAUACGCAGAGAGGCAUUGCAAGUUGUCGUAAUAUAUAUUUUGUACUGUAUUUAUUGAUUUUCUGUACAUAGUGAAAUAUAUCACAAAGGAUGCCAAUCAUGAAAAUUGAUAACAAAAUAGAAAAGAGAACAAAUUUGAACUUUAUCAAAUGGUCGAACUGCCUUUGCGAACGUACACGGAUGAGCGUGUGUCUGUGUGUGUAAGAUCAAAUGAUAUUGAUUCGUUGUGUUUAUGGGAGUAGGGGUAUGUGAAGGUAUGUGAGUGUGUGUGUGUAAGGGCAGGCAUGUUUUAAUUUAAAUUUAAUUUAAAGCUGAUUGAAAGGUUUUUA
Messenger RNA from Lytechinus pictus (painted urchin), 2091 nucleotides. RefSeq lists its product as uncharacterized. Bases 89 to 538 code for a protein of 149 amino acids. NCBI's taxonomy places the organism in Eukaryota, Metazoa, Echinodermata, Echinoidea, Temnopleuroida, Toxopneustidae. The record is from RefSeq and is a predicted model, not a curated record. Gene Ontology annotation, molecular function: protein binding. The transcript has 3 exons. Gene Ontology annotation, biological process: signal transduction.